Molecule: messenger RNA, 4911 nt
Organism: Frankliniella occidentalis (western flower thrips)
Lineage: Eukaryota; Metazoa; Arthropoda; Insecta; Thysanoptera; Thripidae
Gene: Tsen54
Exons: 6
Coding region: 680-4231 (1183 amino acids)
Biological process (GO): tRNA-type intron splice site recognition and cleavage
Cellular component (GO): tRNA-intron endonuclease complex
Source: RefSeq, a predicted model, not a curated record
GCAGUGGGCUGCGACGAGUACGGCGGAUGCUGCAAGCCGUACUUUUCGCAAGAAGGUCCCUAUUUCUAGUUCUACUGUUCCGCAUAGAGGCUUGCGGACGGUCAUACAGAGUGAUGACUACUCGCACGGGGGCCGCAAGGCGCCGACGUGGUGAAAGUGGGUAGGCAAGCCUGCCUGUAUGCCUGUAUGAGGUGCAGCAUACCCAGAAACGAGCGAGGAGCGGCCGGAUUUUUUCGACUGGUAGAGACAGUAGAAUAGAAUUAUACUUUAUUAGGGUAAACUCUUUUAAGAGGCAGCCUUAGGGACGGCUCACAAACACGCAGCGCUGCACCGGCGAAGAGAGGAAGCCCGCGCACUGCGCGGGGGCGAUAUCCUGAGCCGGCUAUUUAUAGGGAGAGUCGCGGCCAUAGGAGACCCGCGCCAUCGCGCUGCCAUGCCGCCCCUUCGAAACGACAUCGAUAUUCAUCGAAUUGCGCCACGCCGUCACAUUCGAGGGGUUGUUGGUUUGGAGUCUCGCCGUCUGUAUGCGGCGAAGAGAAAUCAUCAAUGAUUGGGCGCCGCCAGGGGAGCGCAGGGUGGCAUUCCCCUGGAACAGGUCUGCCACAUCGCGCCCGAUUGGUCUUCUUCCCCAGGACUGUCAACAAGGUAGCGAAGGGGAAAAUCACUCUUGCAAGUCCACAUGAACACUGGAAAAACCUUACCCAAAGAAGGAUCGAAAGAAUUUAGACCAACCAAUUCAUGGAUGGAAAAGAAACAAGUUCAAAGUUUUCUCAAUGAGCGGAAAGAACUGCUAGAGGAAGAGAGAGUUGAAAAGUGGGGGUGCCUAGCAGGAGCUGUAUGGGACCAUAAGAAAAAGCUUGCUGAAGUUACGAGACGUACUGGGAAACAUUUCCAAACCCUUGGGUUUGAGAAAGAGGGUGCUUUAUAUUUGUACCCUGAAGAAGCACUCUUUUUGCUAGAAACGAAUAGUCUUGAGUUAACUUUUGGUGGAGUUCCAGUAAGUAUCCAGCAAGGAUAUUCACUUUUAGUAGGGUCUUCCACAGGCUGUGACUUAGAUGAGUAUAGAACAUUUUCUUAUCUUUUGAGGCAAGGCUAUAAACUUCUUCGUUGCUCAAAUAAGCAAGUUCACACUAGAUAUGAGAGAACCAUUCGUCUUGAUCAGCACGCCCCUGUGAAACGUAAGCACCCUGGCCAGAUCAGUGAUGAGCCAAUUUCAUUCGGCAAAAUCAAAACAGAACUUUGCUCUACAACUAUAAGCAGCUUGCUAAGUCAACAUACAGCAACUAAAGUGAUAAAACAUAAAGAGGGAAGCAAAAGUGUUCUGGAUGAACCAAGGAGAGAAAGAAGCCAAUUAAAAAACAUAAAACAAGAUCAUGAAAAAGAUGGAGAAUCUGAUAUGAAAAUAAUCUCUAAGGACAAAAGGAAUGUUGCUGACAGUCAGUUUACUGUGGAGAGGGAUGACCAGCACAACAUAAAAAGAAAUGAAAGUUCAAAAACAGAUUUCAAAGCAGUGGAUCAGGAGACACUGAGUGAAAUUUGUGUGAGUGAAAAGCAAAACAGUCAACAUGCUGAAGCAAUUGAAGAUAGCAAAACUAACCAGGAAGAAGCAACUGACAGAAAUAUAGAAAAGGAAUGCAAUACUUUGUCGGAGCUUCAUCAUGAGUCACAGGAAUCUAAUGAAUUGAGUUGUUCUGAAAAAAGCCAAAAUGCCUGUGUUGAAGGUGCCAAAACAAAAGCCUAUGACUUAGCUGAAAGUUUAUUGUCAUUAGGCAGUGUUAUUGUUGGCAAAGAGUCAAAAACAGAAAAUUGUUCUGAUUCUGGAACAAACUUAAAUGUUCUCCAAUCAGAAAUUAGAAAAAUGCUUGGUGCUCACAUUGAAACAAAUGUUUCUGAAGAAGAUUUAACUGCAGUUGCAUCAAGUGCUGCUUGUACUAUUUUAUCUCAUAUGACAAGUAGCGGGAAUGUAGAUGAGGCGAAGAAAUGUUCCAGUGCUGAAAUUUAUGAUGAGGAUAUUGCUAAAGAAGGUGAAGAAAUCUGUGCAGAACAGAAUGACCAUUUUCGUAAAGAAAACUAUGCCCAUAAUUCUUCUCUGAAUGGAAACCCUGAAGAAAGCUUGAAGAACUCUUCUGAGUACAGUUCAGCUACUACAAAAUGUAUAAAUGAUGAGGAAACACCCACAUCUCAAAUGGAAAAUCAAACUGACAUUCUCAGUUAUGAUUACUCACUCGACCAGACGUCCAUUGAUAAUAGUGAAAAAAAUGUUGAAAGCUUCCAAGAUAAAAAGCGUCUUGCUGGAGCAAGAGAUCUCAGUGAGGAACUUCCUGCUAAAAGAACCAAGAUGGUGGAGAAUGAUGACUCUUUAACAGGGCACCAAAAUUGUAUUUACAAUGUGAAUAAUUUAUCAGAGAAUCAUUCAUCUGUUAGUGAGGACUAUGAAAAAAGGGUUCAGGAAUCGCAAGAUAAGAAACAUCCUAUUUCUCCAAAUGGAGCAAACAGUCUAUGUGAUCGUGUCAAGAGAUCUAGAGUAUCAGAUAAUACAGAUUCAGAAGUGGAAAUCAUUGAUGUUGUUCCAGAGAAAAAGUUAGUGGAGUUUGUUAAUCUCUCAGAUGAAUCAUCUGAGGAUUCUGUUAAAGGGUAUGUGGUAGAGGAUUAUGACAAUGAUGGCAUUGAAGUUAUCGAUGUCAUUGAUGUUUUGGAUUCAUCAAGUUCUGAUAGCAGUGACAAUGACAGUACAAGCUCUGAAAGUGACAAUUCAGUCAUUGUAGAAGAAAGCAAAAAUAUCACAUGGCAGGAAGAACGCAAAAAGAUUCUUGAAAUGAUACCAGAUAUGUAUAAUCUCUCAGAAAUAUCUAUUGUACCACCUAGAUCUGACCUACUUCCAGAAAACGUUCAACCUCAACAUAGUCAAUACAUAAUUUCUCGCAGAGGACUUCAGAGUGAAAACAAAGAAAGACAUUCAUCAAACUCUCAUUCAUCUCAAGAUAUGCCACUAUCUGUUGAUUUUGAUUCACAGCCAUCUUCCCUGCAAUCUUUUUGGCAACCCCCAGCACCUGUCUAUGACAUUGCAACAGUUCAGGCUAUUGCUCAGCUUAUUCUACCCAUGCUUGGACUUUCCCCAAAUAUUUAUCAACAAAAUCAGGCUUGGAUGCCAAAUAAUUCUUGGUUCCCACAGCGUUCAACAUGGAAUCGAGAAUCUCAUUUUAAUGUGCAACCACCACAUAGAAGUAACUGGAUCAACUCUCCAAGAGGAAGAGGAAGAGGUUACUGGACCCACAAACCACACUUUACUCCACGUCCUUUUAGAGGAGCUAGAGGAAAUAGCAGGUUCAUGUCAAGACCAAAUUACCAUAGACAUUUUUCUCCAAGGUAUCCAUACCAACGUAGGGGCUCAAACUUCAGUCAUCAGCAACGUAACUUUGGUCAAUUUAAAAGUAAAGAAACAUCUGUGUCCAAUCCAAAUGACCUUUCAAAAGAUAAUGAGAUUGUACCAUUUCAUGCACUACCUCAGAAUGAGUCUGAUGACAGAAGUGAUAUCCCUGGCUGUACUUACGAAGCACAUGAAGAAUUGAGUGAGAUUCGACCUUGGGCCAAGAUCAAAAAUAAGGGAAAAGGAAAGAAGCCAAAGAGCUCAAUGCAGAGCAGAUACUUUAGCCCACCUAAAAAGUAUACUCAUAUGCACAGAGUUCUUGAAGAAAAGCAAGAAGUCAGUAGUUUAAAUUCUGAUGAGUGCUCUGGCAACCAAAGUUCGAGCAUUAAGUCUGAAUCAAAUUCUAGCGAAGAGGAUAAUAAAAUUGAAAAUUUACAUGAAGAUGCUGAUUCAAGAUCACAAGAAGAAAGUGAAAAUACAGAUGAGAGUUGUAGUUCCCCUUCAGGCACAAAGCCUCUACUCUCUCCAGAGAACUGCACAAGUUUUGCUUCAGUAUUUAAAACUUUACAAGUAAUAAGGGAGGCGGAUACCAGAACUUUAGUUUCAAAUCUGCAUGAAGAUAUUCCACAUCCUAAGUUCGACAUGUUUUCUCCAAACACGCCAUUCAGGAAGGGAAGUCCGCCUUCUCCAGAUUUUCACCUUUGUAUAGUGGGGUAUACAGAUUCUAUUCCCUCACCUCAGGCAUUAAGAGCUUUGAGUGAAGCAUUAAAUGACUCAGUUCCUAUUUUAUUUGCUAUUGUUAGCCCUGAUUCUAUUAGCUUCAUUCGUGUAUGUGAUGUAGUUCUCCCCUGUAUUAGCAAUUAAAAGUAUCUGCCAAACAUUUCUUUUAAUAUUUACUUGUUUGGGGUGAAAAGUUAUUACAUUGUCCAAUAACAAUGGAUAUACCAAAAAAACAUGAAUUAUUGUUAUUACAGUAGUUUGUUUAUUCUGUGUUUUGUUGUUUCUUGAAUGGACAAGGAAUUAAAAGCACUAAAUAUAAAGAAAAUUACAUGUAGCAUUCUUUAUUAAACAAUCUUUGAUGUUUCACCCUUCUUGUUCAAAGGCAUUUCUACAAGUGUCAUAAAAUAUUAAAAAAUAGUAGAGUACAAAGGUGGUUGAACUCUGUACCAUAUUCACUUUAUGCAUAAGAUCUCAGGCAAAAAUACUUCCAGGAGCACAUUAGUAAUCACAACAAAGUAACUGAGAGUUUGAAUUUCUUUAUCACUCAUGUACCACAUUAAUUUCUGCACAUAGGAUUCAUGGCUCAGCUACUGUUAGACCCUAUGGGAAAUAAGAAGAGGUAAAAAAAACAUUAUUAGGUCUAUACUUAUCGAUCUUGUACAAAGCAAUGAAAGUUAAUGUGCAGCUAAGCCUACAUGCGGUGUUCUUGAAAAACAUCUUAAGCUGCCCACCUUUGGAAAAGUUUCAUGGUACAGUGUGCUAAAACAAGAAAAUCACCCUCAUCUCGAAGAGAAAAUGGCAGAGUCGUGUUGCUUUCAGUCACA